Messenger RNA from Phlebotomus argentipes, 3191 nucleotides. RefSeq names its product probable ATP-dependent RNA helicase DDX23. The transcript has 2 exons. Lineage: Eukaryota; Metazoa; Arthropoda; Insecta; Diptera; Psychodidae. Gene Ontology annotation, cellular component: catalytic step 2 spliceosome. Gene Ontology annotation, biological process: mRNA splicing, via spliceosome. The record is from RefSeq and is a predicted model, not a curated record. The coding region runs from base 121 to 2730 and encodes 869 amino acids. Gene Ontology annotation, molecular function: RNA helicase activity; RNA binding; ATP binding.
UCCACAUAAUUCAGUGCUCACGCCAGAUAUUUACACAAAGUUCAAUUCCUCGAGGAGUGUAAAGUGUGAAUUGAUAGGAAAAGAAGCUGGAAAAUCAACAAUUUAUUGAACACAAAAAAGAUGGUCAGCGACAAGAAGAGGAGAUCCCGAUCUAGGGAGAGAGGCGAUCUGAAGGACAAGGAUCGUGAGAGAAUGCGCGAACGUGAGAGACGUCGCUCGCGCUCCAGGGAGAGAGAACGCGUCCGUUCCAGGUCCAGGGAAAGAGAACGUCUUCGUUCCCGGUCCAGGGAGAGAGAUCGCGCAAAGACAGACGUCAAGGGUGAUCGGAAGGAUCGUGAGAAGUCCCCAAAAGAUCGCCUCAGAGACACAAAGCCGUCAACCAGCAAGGGAGAUGUGAAGGCCGAAGUGAAGGCGGAGGAAGUGAAAGAAGAGACGGUUGAGGAAGGGGCACAGAAGAAGGUGGAACCGCUGUCGCUUGAAGAGUUGCUGGAGAAGAAGAAGGCCGAGGAGGCGGCACGGAGUCGGCCAGUGUUCAUCUCGAAGGAGCAACGCGCUGCUGAGGCGCUGAAGCGUCGCCAAGAGCAAGUGGCUGCGCAGAGGGCGGCUUUGGCGAGUGUGCCGCGCUUCGGGGAUGUUCCUGUGUCCACCUUGCUGGCCAAGGAGCGUCCGCAGCAGAGCGAGAGAGAUCUUGACAAGCGUCCGGAGCGGAAUGAGAGGGGCGAAUUCUCUAGAAACGACAGAAACGACAGAAAUGAGAGGAACGAUAGAAACGAGAGGAUGGACAGGAAUGAGAGGAUGAUGGAUAGGAAUGAGAGAAUGGACAGGAAUGAGAGGAUGGACAGGGGCGAGAGGAUGGACAGGAACGACAGGAAUGACAGAGGAGAUCGCAAUGAUAGAAAUGAUCGUCGUGGCGACCGUGGAGAGAAGGCAUCUGACCGCGAUCGCGAUGGGGAUCGCAAGAAAGCCACCUCAAACGAGGACAUGGCGCCGAAGGACAAGGAGAAGGAGCUGGAAGCCAUUCGGGAGAGAUAUCUGGGCAUUAUUAAGAAGAAGCGUCGCGUUCGUCGACUCAAUGACAGGAAGUUCGUGUUCGAUUGGGACGCUUCUGAGGACACUUCAGUGGAUUACAAUGCGCUAUACAAGGAGAGGCAUCAUGUGCAGUUCUUCGGACGAGGGAAUAUUGCUGGGAUUGACAUUAAGGAGCAGAAGCGCAAGCAGAGCAAGUUCUAUGGCGAUUUGCUGGAGAAGCGUCGCACAGAAGCGGAGAAGGAACAGGAGAAGGUGCGCUUGAAGAAGGUGAAGCGCAAGGAGGACAAGCAAAAAUGGGACGAUCGACACUGGUCGGAGAAGGAGCAGGAUGAGAUGACGGAGAGAGAUUGGCGAAUCUUCCGCGAGGACUACAACAUCACCAUCAAGGGUGGGAAGAUUCCGAAUCCGUUCAGGAGCUGGAAGGAGAGUGGCUUCCCGAAGGAAGUGCUGGAGAUUGUGGACAAAGUGGGCUACAAGGAGCCGACGCCCAUUCAGCGACAAGCCAUCCCAAUUGGGCUACAGAAUAGGGACAUUAUUGGCGUGGCGGAGACAGGAUCUGGCAAAACGCUGGCCUUCCUCAUCCCCUUGUUGGCGUGGAUUCAGAGUCUGCCGAAGAUUGACCGCCUUGAGGACGCAGAUCAGGGACCGUAUGCCAUCAUCUUGGCGCCCACGCGUGAGUUGGCGCAGCAGAUUGAGGAGGAGACCGUGAAAUUCGGCACUCCGCUGGGCAUUCGCACGGUAGUGGUGGUGGGCGGUCUGUCCAGGGAGGAGCAAGGCUUCCGCCUUCGUCUGGGCUGUGAGAUUGUCAUAGCCACUCCUGGCCGAUUGAUCGACGUGCUGGAGAAUCGCUAUCUUGUGCUCAAUCAGUGCACUUACAUCGUCCUGGACGAGGCAGAUCGCAUGAUUGACAUGGGCUUCGAGCCUGACGUGCAGAAGAUCCUGGAGUUCAUGCCGGUGUCGAAUCUCAAGCCGGACACGGAGGAUGCGGAAGAUGCGCAGAAACUGAUGGCGAACUUCUACUCGAAGAAGAAAUAUCGCCAGACAGUGAUGUUCACGGCCACAAUGCCGCCGGCUGUGGAGCGACUCGCGCGCUCGUAUCUCAGGCGUCCGGCGACAGUGUACAUCGGCUCUAUUGGCAAGCCCACGGAGAGAACGGAGCAGAUUGUGUACAUGAUGGGUGAGAAUGACAAGCGCAAGAAGCUGAUGGAGAUCCUGUCGCGUGGCAUCGAGCCGCCGGUGAUCAUCUUCGUGAACCAGAAGAAGGGCGCCGAUGUGCUGGCGAAGGGCCUGGAGAAGUUGGGCUACAACACGUGCACGCUGCACGGCGGAAAGGGUCAGGAGCAGCGAGAGUACGCUCUGGCGUCCCUCAAGAACGGCAGCAAGGACAUCCUGGUGGCCACGGAUGUGGCUGGGCGUGGUAUUGACAUCAAGGACGUGUCGCUGGUCAUCAAUUACGACAUGGCCAAGUCCAUUGAGGACUACACACAUCGUAUCGGACGAACUGGGCGUGCCGGAAAGAACGGCGUGGCCAUCAGCUUCCUCACCAAGGACGACAGCUCGCUGUUCUACGACCUGAAGCAGUGCAUCAUGUCCAGUCCGGUGUCGGCGUGUCCGCCAGAGCUGAUGAAUCAUCCCGAGGCGCAACACAAGCCGGGCACAGUUGUGACCAAGAAGCGACGCGAGGAGAAGAUCUUCGCCUGAGUUCAGAGCAUCAGUGUCUGAUAUCUCAAUAGAAUAUCUCUGUAUCUCCCAUUGAGCGGCGAAAGAAUGGCUUUGUUUUGCUCGUCACACUUUAACGGAGCGUGUAAAAAUCAAUCGUGGCCCGAGGAUCAAUUGUUGACUGAUAAUUUCAGGGAACCCCACGAGUGUCUCCUGAGGUGGUCGCUCAAGUGGAGAGAAUGCCGUCAAUGGUCUCCCGUCUUCAUCACUUUAUUCUCUCUGUUGUUCACAAAAUAUCUUCAUUUAAUGCUAAUUUGAUUUUCAUUAUUGCCGUAUUCACUACGGCCUAUCAUAGCCGCUCUUCUUGCCUCGUUCUUUAGAGGUGGUGAAGAAAAUUGGAAGUGAAUCAAGUUUGGUAAAAUAUUUGAUGAUACUGAAAGUGAUCUUUGUUUGCUGUUUUCUUAGAGUUUUUCCUCAAUAAAUUGCUUAAAGGCUUAAAACAA